Molecule: messenger RNA, 1302 nt
Organism: Betta splendens (Siamese fighting fish)
Lineage: Eukaryota; Metazoa; Chordata; Actinopteri; Anabantiformes; Osphronemidae
Gene: rac2
Product: Rac family small GTPase 2
Exons: 7
Coding region: 125-703 (192 amino acids)
Biological process (GO): small GTPase-mediated signal transduction
Molecular function (GO): GTP binding; GTPase activity
Source: RefSeq, a predicted model, not a curated record
CGAGCGAGGGAGGGAGGUGUGGAACAGUUUCCUGUAGCUGCGUGCUGAUCGUCGCCUCUGCACCUUCCUCCUCGAGUCCGUUUCUGUCAGCGCGAAGAGCACCGACGACGCCGAGCGGAACAGGAUGCAGGCCAUCAAAUGUGUGGUCGUGGGAGAUGGAGCUGUGGGAAAAACAUGUCUUCUCAUCAGCUACACCACCAACGCCUUCCCCGGGGAAUACAUUCCUACCGUCUUUGACAACUACUCUGCCAAUGUAAUGGUGGACAGCAAGCCCGUCAACCUGGGCCUGUGGGAUACAGCUGGACAGGAGGACUACGACCGGCUGCGCCCACUGUCCUACCCACAGACGGAUGUUUUCCUCAUCUGUUUCUCCCUUGUGAGUCCAGCGUCCUACGAGAACGUCAGAGCUAAGUGGUACCCAGAGGUUCGCCACCACUGCCCCUCCACUCCCAUUAUCCUGGUGGGAACCAAGCUGGAUCUGAGGGACGAGAAGGAAACCAUUGAGAAGCUGAAGGAGAAGAAGCUGUCACCGAUCACCUACCCCCAGGGCCUCGCUCUGGCUAAGGAGAUAGACGCAGUGAAGUACCUGGAGUGCUCAGCUCUGACCCAGCGUGGUCUGAAGACCGUGUUUGAUGAGGCCAUUCGUGCCGUGCUCUGCCCACAGCCCACCAAAGUCAAGAAGAAGGGCUGCAUCCUGCUGUGAACGACCCAGGACCAGAACCUCUAAACCUCCGACCCUGUGGUGAAAGAUGACUUAAAUGUUUCCUGAUAGUUUGAAAUAAAACAGUGUUUAGUUCUAAAUCUACAGCUGAAAGUCUGUGAACAAAAAACAACCAAACCUGUGUCGCUUAAAGAUAUUUUUAUACACACACUAGUAAAACCUCUAGUUUCACAUAACACCAUGUUUUCAGUCAUACAGUAACUAUACAGGUGAAAGCUUCUAAACAAGAACAAACAAUCCUGCAUCGCUCCAAACUAGAAACAUGGCUCCUCCAUCAUGACCUAAAUGAACACGAACCUACAGCACAACAAGAGGCUGGAGUGAGCAGGAUAUUUACUAUUAAAUGUACAAUUCUAUCAGAACAAAUCCUUAAAUAUUGUCACCUUCUACGUUCAUUUAUUAGCUUAUAUGCAACACAUGUAUGUUAGGAGUUUUCUUAAUGCCCUUUAGAUGCCACAACAUUUUCAUGUAUUAUGACUUGUUCCAAGCAGUACUGUACUGAACAAUAUUCUAUUUGAAUGAUAUUCUUAUGAAAUGUUUAUGAAAUUUGUUGUGAUGUAAAAUAAAAGACAUUUAAAAGA